AAUGCCCUGUAUAACCGAACUCUAGUCCCUUGCCUAAAAUGGCAGUAUUUUACCAUUCAAUCAGAAUUGGUACUUCAAAUGUAUCAAACAUUUUGGGAUCGAAUGGGUACAUGAUAGCAUUAUCAAGCACAAAUUUGCUAUAUUGCGCCUGGUGUUGGCAUUAACUAUUCACCUUUCCCAAUGCCAAGGCUUGGCUUCCCUGAAUUGAGUGAAUUCCCUCCUAACGUCUCUCAGCAUAUCCAUUCGUCUUUCCCAAUGCCAUCUGAACGGACGAGGCUUGAUCUCCCACCCCGGCUAAGAUUUAUUGGAAAGCUCAAUCUUCCCAGUAGCUGAAAAAGCCCAAAGGCCAUAACUCCCCUCUAUAUAAAGCCCACUCCAUCGCACCACUUGACCCAAGCCAUCACAACAGCGUUGUCUUGUCUUAUAACAAAGUCCGGUUACACUGACAGCAUUCGUGAUGAAGGCCACCACCUUGUGCUCCCUCCUCCUCCUCUCCUCCCUCCUCCUCCUCCUCCUCCUCCCGAGGGAGGCUGCCGCCGCCGUGAACUGUGCUGUUGUUGCUGCCAAGGCAGCACCAUGCCUGAGCUUUGCGACAGGCAAGGUCCCGAGGCCUCCCGCGGCGUGCUGCGCCGGGCUGCAGCAGCUCGCACAUCAGGCCGUCACGGUCGCCGACCGGAGGACCACUUGCCAUUGCUUGGAGAACGGAGUGAAGAGAUUCCCCGGGGUGCAAGACAGGUUCCUCAGCAAGAUCCCCGCAGCUUGUAACAUCAGAGUUGGCUUUCCAGUUUCCCGCAACACCAACUGUGACAGGAUUAAGUGAACUGGGGAGUUGGCGAGAAGCCAGCAAGUUAUCGUAUGUCUCAUAUAAAUAAAGGGAUCAUUGGCUCUUGCUUGAAGAAGGUUUAGCUAUACAUGCACAUGUAAUCCCGCAUCGAUGGAUCAAUAAAAUUAUCUUGAUAUAAAUAAGGUGGUUCCUGAUCACUUAUCGACGCAAUGUAGAUCUUGCAGAGAUGAUAUGGUCAUGCGCAACCAAAUGAGAUGAAGUAGGAAAAUGAAUAAGAUGAACUUACGGCCGCACAAAAGAAGGGGUGAAUCUAGGUAACAUGACAUGAAGAUGAACAGAUUGAUAAAAAGAAUUGCAUUAACAUGAGAAUGAGUGGCAUGGAGAUAA
Phoenix dactylifera (date palm) is the source of this 1171-nucleotide messenger RNA. The record is from RefSeq and is a predicted model, not a curated record. Lineage: Eukaryota; Viridiplantae; Streptophyta; Magnoliopsida; Arecales; Arecaceae.